GACCUGCAGGGGGUGGGAAAGGGGCUGAUGUAGGGCGGCGGUCUGACGGCGGAGGCCGCCGGGGAGCUUGUGUGUUUGUGACAAGCAUCCCUCAUGCUUACAGCGAGGAGUGUCGGGGUGUGGCGUGGAGGGGGCUCAUAAGAAACGGGGGCUCCCACGGCCCGGCCGCCGGCUGGGACGCGAGCCUGGACGGGCAGGCCCCAGCCCCGCGCCCUCUGCGCGGCGCCCCGCGGCGGGACGCAGGGACCAGGCCGCGCCGCACACAACGCGCAAGUCCCGCGCACCGCAGCCCACCGCGCCGGCGGCCGGCCCCGCCUCCCGGUCUGAGCAGAGCAGGUGCGAGGCGGGUCCACACCGCACGCCGCGGCGCGGCGGGGCGGGGCUCUCGGAGGCGGGACCCGGAGCGGGGCGUGCCGUGCGGUGCCGGAGCUAGGUGCUCGGUCCGGCGGGAGUCAGCCGGUGGCCAGCCCGCGGUCCCGAGAUGACGGCCAGCAAGCGAGUGGCGAAGGAGCUGGAGGAUCUUCAGAAGAAGCCUCCCUCGUACCUGAGGAACCUGCUCAGCGAUGAUGCCAAUGUCCUGGAGUGGCACGCGCUCCUCCUGCCCGACCAGCCUCCCUACCAUCGCAAGGCCUUCAGUCUGCGCAUCAACUUCCCCAAGGAGUAUCCACUCAAGCCUCCCGCGGUGACGUUCACCACCAAGAUCUACCACCCCAAUGUGGAUGAAAACGGGCAGGUCUGCCUGCCCAUCAUCAGCAAAGAGAACUGGAAGCCUUACACCAAGGCCUACCAAGUCUUGGAGGCCCUCUACAAUUUGGUGAAUAGACCGGAUCUGGCGGAGCCCGUGCGGGUAGAGCUGGCUGACCUGCUGACCCAGAACCCGGAGCUGUUCCAGAGGAAGGCAGAAGAGUUCACCCUCCAGUUCGGAGUGGACCGGCCCUCCUAAAUUGGGUUUUGACCCCAUCUGCGUGGGAUCCUCUGCAUGGUGGACCAAUAUACCUCACGGACUGGGGCUGGAGCCCCUGGAUGAACCACUCCCCACUCAGUUUUUCCUUCUUAGGUUGCUAGCCAUGAGUUUGUGUAUGUGUGUGUGGCAGGAGGGAGGCUGUGGAUGUGUGUGUGGUGUGAGGCCUCGCUGCCCCCAGGUUCACCUGGCCACAGGUGUGCCCUGCCCACUCCCUGAGCCUUCCCCACAGCCAAGGGGGUUUAAGUUUGCAGAGUGAACAGGUUAAAUCUCCAGGGAGAGAGAGACAGGUCACAUUCUAAGUCAGCCUGCUGGAAACCAGGAUCCCUCCAGGGUCCAGGGCCCCAGGGAGCAGGGAGUAUGGAUGGGAAGCCGGGCUCGUGGAGGGCACUGUAUUUCAUAUUUCAGUGGAGUGGUUGAAACCAGCCAAGCUACUGAGCGCCAUGCACCGAUUUAGGUGCUAAACCAUUCAUUUUCCAUUUUCCACUGUUGAAUCCUAAAACGAGGAGUCUGACCUCCAUCCGGGGAGUCUGACUGUGUAUUUUGACAUUUCCUGCUAUCCUGCCAGGUGGCCAGUUCCUGGGGACGGUAAGGCUGUGGCCAGCACCCGGUCCAGCAGAAUCUACAGAGCCCAGUGCUUGCCUGGCCAGUGACGUCACAGAUGGGGCAGGCAGUUGGCCUAGUGGUCAAGACCCUGGUUGGGAUGGCCACGUCCCAUACUGGAGUGCCUGGGCUUGAAUCCCAGCUCUGCUCUCGACUCCAGCUUCCUGUUCGUGGGCACUGUGGGAGGCAGUGGGGGAAGGCUCAAGUGAUUGGAUCUCUGCCACCCUCCUGGGGGACCUGGAUUGAGUUCCCAGUUCCUGAUUCCCCACCCUUAACCCCCGCCCAGUGUCGGAGAUUGAACCAGUGGAUGGGAGUGCUCUCUCUCUCUCUCUAACAGAAAUUAAACUUUAAAUAGAAAUGUU
This is a messenger RNA of Oryctolagus cuniculus (rabbit), 1926 nucleotides long. RefSeq names its product ubiquitin conjugating enzyme E2 L6 (gene UBE2L6). The record is from RefSeq and is a predicted model, not a curated record. NCBI's taxonomy places the organism in Eukaryota, Metazoa, Chordata, Mammalia, Lagomorpha, Leporidae.